CAAAAGAAAGACACCAUUUCUACAGGGUUCACGAGAGUUUGAUGGCGGCGCUGGGACCAUGGCCCUACAUCCAGAGUUACGCGCCCGCCUGCAACGCCUCGAUGAUGGAGAGAGGCGCCCCAGCGGUGAGAAGGGUGGAUUGGACUCAGAUGUGGAUCUCUUGCUUCAGCAACUGGAGGACCUGGACUCCCGCAGUGAAGCUCUCCGUCAGAUGGACCAAAAGGAUCAGUCCAGGUGGCGGAAAGACGAUGAGAGCCGAGCUCACAGCAAAGGAAGUGUUCAGGAGCCACUGGUGCAUCCUCUCGCUGCCAUAGGCGGCUCCGACCGCGACGGUCGCGCGCGGCGGAAGACGCCGCACUUCGCCCAGAUCCAGCGGACCCCCAGCAGCGCCGGCGCUCGCAGCGGCGCGUGCUGCCCGUUGCCGCCCUUGCUGAAGGCCUCAGCUUCGGCGCCCUGCCUGACCCGGAAAGGUCAGUCUCUCAAGGCUCUCACGGCGGACGAGGGGCCUUUUUGACGCCGGUCUCGACCGGCGGCGGUGACUGGGUGUGCCGGACGAAAGGACCGGUGACCGGUGGCCGGUGAAGCGAUCCCCUGG
Messenger RNA from Durusdinium trenchii, 595 nucleotides. Lineage: Eukaryota; Dinophyceae; Suessiales; Symbiodiniaceae. The record is from the annotation of a GenBank genome assembly.